Molecule: messenger RNA, 1111 nt
Organism: Pollicipes pollicipes
Lineage: Eukaryota; Metazoa; Arthropoda; Thecostraca; Pollicipedomorpha; Pollicipedidae
Product: phospholipid scramblase 1-like
Exons: 1
Biological process (GO): plasma membrane phospholipid scrambling
Cellular component (GO): plasma membrane
Molecular function (GO): phospholipid scramblase activity
Source: RefSeq, a predicted model, not a curated record
CCUGGCCUCCAGUACCUGGCGCAUGUCGACCAGCUACUCGUCCAGCAGAAGGUCGAGCUGCUAGAGGUCUUCACCGGCUUCGAGACAAAAAACAAGUACGUCGUGACGAACAGCAUGGGCCAGCGGCUGUUCUACGUGGUGGAAGACACGGACUGCUGCACGCGCUGGUGCUUCGGGCCGAUACGACCGUUCGACAUCCGUGUGCUGGACUCGCAACAGCAUGAGGUGCUGCAUCUAAGCCGGCCGCUGCGCUGCCAGGGCUGCUGCUGCCCCUGCUGUCUGCAGGAGCUGGAGGUGACGGCUGGUGGCCAGGUGAUCGGUCUCGUCAAGGAGGAGUGGGCGUUCCUCAGGCCCAAGCUGACGGUGAUGCGGCCCGACGGCACUCCAGUGCUGCGCAUCGGCGGCCCCAUCUGUCAGUGCGCGCUCUGCAGCGAUGUUAGCUUCCCCGUGCUCUCCGCCGACCGCUCUCGGGAGGUCGGCAACAUCACUAAGCAGUGGAGCGGCUGCGUUAAGGAGAUGUUCACCGACGCGGAUAACAUGGGCGUCAGCUUCCCCAUGGACCUGGAGACCAACAUGAAGGCAACUCUGCUAGGUGCUCUCUUCCUGAUCGAGUUCAUGUACUUUGAACGACAGAACUAGCCGAGAGUAGCCAGACUGCUUGCGAGUAUGUCCAAAUUCAGACGGUCUAUACAGAAGGUGAAGUGUGGGCGCUCAAUCACCGAUGGCCAUGCGCAGCGGUGUUGUUUCCCACGCAGUGUGGGGGCUCGAGACCUCUCCCCAACUUUGAAAAGAAAAUGUGUAAAAUUAGAGAAAAAUCGUUUUCUUGAGUAUUCUGGUGGUAGGCUAAGAUUCGUCUCAUUGCUGAGCGUUAUGCGCGAGGUAUUUUGCACAACGCCCCCGGUUGCACCGCUGCACCACGCCGACCGCCACCUGUCGUCUGUGCUCUCACAUGUGGUACUGUGGACCGCCUGCUGUUGACGUUAAUGCCAUGCGAGCGCGGAACAGAUGCAGUCCCACGUCCUUCAAUGCCCUCGGAAAUCGGCUUGGCUGUAAUUCGGCUUUACGAUCAGUCAGCAAGCAGUGUUUGCAACCAUCCUUAAUCGGUCAUGUG